AAUUGCAUUAAUUUCAUGACUCAACACUACUUUGUAAGAGGCAUCAGAAAGACUGUUGGCGAGUUUGCAAAGUCCUCUGCUCCUCUGUAUUUCUACAAGUUCACCUAUGUCACUAAGGAAAACUAUACAAAAGGAGUAAACGGGGGUGCUGGACAUGCUGAAGAAGGUAAGUAUACAUGGCAUUCCACAACACUAGCCAAUGAAAAUGAUAUCAGGAUGAAGGAUCGCAUGGUAACCUUGUGGACUAAUUUUGCCAUUUAUGGGAAUCCAACCCCAAAAGCAGAUGCACUGUUUAAUAACGUGAUUUGGCCAGAAGCUCAUACGGAUGUUCCUAGUAAAGAUGACCUUCGCUAUUUGGAAUUAGGUUAUGACUUGGUUCCAGGAAUAAGUCCCGAUCAAGCGGACUUUUUAUUCUGGAGAAAUCUUUUUCAGAAAUACGCAACGACGACUGUUUAUACAUACUAAAAAUAAUUAAGUAUCCUAGUUGUAGUAUUAUCACCACAUGAUAUGUAUAAUGACGAAAUAUAUAAAGGGAUUAUGGCAAUA
Molecule: messenger RNA, 546 nt
Organism: Agrilus planipennis (emerald ash borer)
Lineage: Eukaryota; Metazoa; Arthropoda; Insecta; Coleoptera; Buprestidae
Exons: 4
Coding region: 16-465 (149 amino acids)
Source: RefSeq, a predicted model, not a curated record